AUGAUUUUAUUCGCAGGUACGGAGAAGUCGCCUUUGCCCCCUCGUCAUGUUUCCCUCGGCUACAAAAGCCACCUGGGUGAAACCGAAGGCUUCCCGCGCGCUACCAAAUGCCUGUUAAAUGGCUUCAUUACCGCUAAUGACCCCUGCACGGCUCCGCCGCGCUGCUGCCGCGGAGCUUUUGUCCCUGGCGCUUGUGUAAAGUUACUUAGGGACUGCGGGGUUAGAAAUUUUACACUUCCAGGAGGGCUGUGCUGCGCCGGCAGCUGGGACGCAUCUGUAACGGUGCGAGCAGAAAAUCGGGCAGCCCGGCCCGCUGCGCGACUCGGGUGCCUCCCGAGCGGCAGCGAGUCCCACGGGAGGGGCAGGGGCGCGAAGGGGGGCGAGGAGGAAGAGGAGCACGUGCGGGCGCCCCGCGGCCACCGCCAGGCCGGGCGCUGCCUCCUGUGGGCCUGCAAGGCCUGCAACAGGAUGCCCUCCAGCACGGACCGGCGCAGGGCGGCCACCAUGAGGGAGCGGAGGCGCCUCAAGAAGGUCAACCAGGCGUUCGAGACGCUCAAGCGCUGCACCACGGCCAACCCCAGCCAGAGGCUGCCCAAGGUGGAGAUCCUGCGGAACGCCAUCAGGUACAUCGAGAGCCUCCAGGAGCUCCUGCGCCAACAGGUUGAGAACUACUACCACCUGCCGGGGCAGAGCUGCUCCGAGCCCGCCAGCCCCACCUCCAGCUGCUCGGACAUGGUGAGAGGCGCCCGCGGUGCGGGGAUGCGGGCAGGAAAGUGA
Molecule: messenger RNA, 777 nt
Organism: Tinamus guttatus (white-throated tinamou)
Lineage: Eukaryota; Metazoa; Chordata; Aves; Tinamiformes; Tinamidae
Source: RefSeq, a predicted model, not a curated record